AUGAAUAAGCUAAAAGACUCACUAAGUAUAAUCACACAAGCACUGAGCAGCUACCGUGCCUCGGAGGUAUUCAUAUCGUUCAACGGUGGAAAGGACUGUACGGUGCUGUUAGACCUAAUCCACAACGCAAACCUGAAGGAUGCAAAACAGAUCAAAUGUAUCUACGUCCGGCCGCUAAACCCAUUCAGUGAGAUCGAAGUGUUUGUGGAGCAGUGCCGGCAACACUACGGUAUUACCAUAUCGACGGUUGACGGUGGUAUUAAGGCAGCGCUCGAGCUCAUCUGCCAGGACGAUCCACAGCUGAAGGCAUGCAUUAUGGGAUCCCGGCGGUCCGAUCCGUACUGUGAGCGGUUAGCACCGUUUCAGGAAACGGAUCCUGGAUGGCCACCGCUGAUGCGAAUCAAUCCUCUGUUAGAGUGGACCUGUGAAGACAUCUGGUGCUACAUCCGGGAACAUAACGUACCGUACUGUACGUUGUACGAUAGAGGCUAUACAUCGAUUGGUGAUCGCACGAAUACAGUUCCAAACCCACACCUUAAGGUUGAAGCGGACAGUGGGGAAGUAACGUACCUGCCGGCGUACACGUUGCAAGAUGCGGACAAAUAUGAAAGGGAAGGCAGACUAUAG
This is a messenger RNA of Anopheles marshallii, 627 nucleotides long. RefSeq names its product FAD synthase-like. Gene Ontology annotation, biological process: FAD biosynthetic process. The record is from RefSeq and is a predicted model, not a curated record. The transcript is spliced from 4 exons. The coding region runs from base 1 to 627 and encodes 208 amino acids. Lineage: Eukaryota; Metazoa; Arthropoda; Insecta; Diptera; Culicidae. Gene Ontology annotation, molecular function: FMN adenylyltransferase activity.